Molecule: messenger RNA, 1003 nt
Organism: Bombus impatiens (common eastern bumble bee)
Lineage: Eukaryota; Metazoa; Arthropoda; Insecta; Hymenoptera; Apidae
Product: exportin-4
Exons: 2
Coding region: 376-705 (109 amino acids)
Source: RefSeq, a predicted model, not a curated record
UUCUUUUCUUUGCACUGCAAUGCACUUUGUAAAUGCACUGCAAUUUUAUUAACAUUUUACAAUAUACUGAUUGAUUUUUAUGUCAUUAAUCAGUUUACAUACAAUUAUUGUAUAAAUUUAUUUAAAUUGUGUUUUUAAUUUGUGUUUACCAUUAGUAAGUAAGUUACCAUUAUUUAUUAUUGUAUCAAAAUCAUUGUGAAACUAUUCUAAUUAAAUUAAAAUACAUUUUGUAAGGAUAAUCUUCAAAAAGUGUUUGAUUUACUGCCCGACAAUCACUUUUAACAUCGAUAGAAUUGGGUUUAUUCUCAUUUAGUCAUGAUGUAUCUAUGUUGUGUUGUAAUAUGAUUGAAAUUUUAAUAACAGAUUUUUGAAAAUAUGCAAAACGGCCGUCCAAAAAGUGAAAUAAUGGCACCAUUCUUAAAUUUAGUAAUUACUGUUAUUUUAACACGUCAAGUUGACUCAUAUUUUAUAUCGAAAGUGUGCAUAUCUAUUUAUUAUUUGAUAUGUUGUUAUCAAGACAAAUAUAACCAGAUUGUACAAAAUCUUCUACCCACUCAAUCAAAUGAACAAGUUGCGCAUAGAUUAGCCAACGCUUUUAAAAAGUUGACUGAACAUAUAAAUUUUCUCUGGAAAUAUGUUUGUAGAGAUAAAGAAAGAUUUAAAAAUUCUUUUGAUGAAUUCGUUGCUAAUUACAGGAAUUUUUAAUGAUUAAAUAAUAUUUUAUUGAUUUUUUUUUUGUAUCCAUUUAAGGAACGAAAAAGCAAAUUUUACCUUUAAUGUCAAAUUUAACAUAAGGAUAUGUCACAAAAGGAAUUCAUUAAGCAUGUAAGCUUUUUAUUGACCGAUUUAUUACACGUUACCACUUACAGUGAGUCUAGCGAAAAUCGAAUAAUUAUAAUAAUAAUAAAUACAAGUUACAGCAUCGAUGCAUGUCUUUUUCCAUAGCAAACGAUCAAAAACGAAAACGUUUUUGCAAUAGAGUUUUUAGUUACCUUACAAACAA